This is a messenger RNA of Coregonus clupeaformis (lake whitefish), 2601 nucleotides long. It is a transcript of the gene dnai1.2, whose product is annotated as dynein, axonemal, intermediate chain 1, paralog 2. Gene Ontology annotation, cellular component: outer dynein arm. The record is from RefSeq and is a predicted model, not a curated record. Gene Ontology annotation, biological process: cilium movement; outer dynein arm assembly. Bases 142 to 2232 code for a protein of 696 amino acids. The transcript is spliced from 20 exons. Gene Ontology annotation, molecular function: dynein light chain binding; dynein heavy chain binding. Lineage: Eukaryota; Metazoa; Chordata; Actinopteri; Salmoniformes; Salmonidae.
CUGAUAAACACUUGCAGCUGGAGUGGGGAGUUGCAGCUUGAAAACUUUUCAUCUCCCUAUUUAAAAAAUAGUUGUGUAGUGUUCGUUAUCAAUACAGUAAGAAGGCAUUUCUUAUCAAUAGGUUGUUAUCUCUUGGACACAAUGCCUGUAGCUCACAAGACAGGAACUGUGAAAUCCAAGCAGGGGUCAAAUGCUCAGUCCCAGAAGGCUCCUGCAGCAAAGGCUGCAAAAGCUGCCAGCAAGAAAAAGGAUGAGGAGGAUGGAACAGAGACGGGUGAAGGAGAUGAGUGGAUGCAAGGGAAGACUCUGAUCAAGCCACCUGACCAGCUGGAUCUCACUGAGGCUGAGUUAAAAGAGGAAUUCACCAGGAUCCUGACUGCAAACAACCCACAUGCCCCUCAGAAUAUUGUCCGAUACAGCUUCAAGGAACGUUCUUACAAGCCAAUCAGCAGUGUGGAUCAGCUGGCUGUCCACUUUGUGCUGGAGGGUAACCUGUUGCACCAGGACUCAGAUGAGGCACGCAGACAGAGGGCUAAACAGGGCCUCCCUGAGGAAAAGGCCACAGUUGAGACCACUGUAGCUGAAAAACCUGAGACUCCGGCUGCAGGUGAGGAGGAUGCAGGGGACGCGGAGGAGGGCGGGGGAGAGGAGAGAGCUGACAGCGUGGAGUCCAAGGCUGGAAAAAAGGAGCAGAAAAUCACCAACCAGUUCAACUUCAGUGAGAGGGCCUCCCAGACCCUCAACAACCCACUCAGGGAAAGGGGAUGUCAGACAGAGCCCCCUCCUCGUGCAAACUUCUCAGCUACUGCCAAUCAGUGGGAGAUCUAUGACGUGUAUUUGGAGGUGCUGCAGAAGCAGGAGAAGAACAAGGAGAAGGCGAAAGCGGUCCCCAAGAAGGACGACGACAAGGGCAAGAAGAAGAUGAUGCUGGUGGAGACACAGAGUGAUGACAUCACCAAAGUGGCCAAGGUGGCCAAGAUCAUCGAGCGGAUGGUGAACCAAAACACGUUUGACGACAUUGCACAAGAUUUUAAGUACUUUGAGGAUGCUUCUGAUGAGUACCGGGAGCAGGAGGGCACCCUUCUCCCCCUCUGGAAGUUUCAGUACGACAAAGCCAAGAGGCUGUCUGUCACCGCCCUCUGCUGGAAUGAAAGCUACAAAGAUUUGUUUGCCGUGGGCCUUGGAUCAUACGACUUCACCAAGCAGGGGCGGGGCAUGCUGGUUUUCUACUCUCUGAAGAACUCCACCUUCCCUGAGUAUAUCUACCCCACGCCGUCGGGCAUCCUGUGCCUGGACAUCCACAAGCACCUGCCCUACCUGGUGGCCGUGGGCUUCUACGACGGCUGCGUGGCCGUCUACAACCUCAAGGAAGAGAGCCUGCAGCCCAUCUAUAAGAGCACCGCCAAGUCUGGCAAGCACACCGACCCCGUGUGGCAGGUGAAGUGGCAGAAGGACGACAUGGACAACAAUCACAACUUCUUCUCUGUGUCGUCUGAUGGCCGUGUGGUGUCAUGGACUCUUGUCAAGAAUGAGCUGGUCUUCACAGACAUCAUCAAGCUGUCAUUGGAGGGAGCUGUGUCAGAAGGACCAGAAGGCGUGCAACUUCCCAUCAUGGCUUGUGGAACAUCCUUCGACUUCCACAAACAGAUUGAGUACCUCUUCCUGGUUGGCACGGAGGAGGGCAAGAUUCACAAGUGCUCCAAGGCCUACUCCAGCCAGUUCCUGGAGACUUACAAUGCCCACAACAUGGCAGUGGACGCAGUUAAGUGGAACCACUUCCACACAAAGGUCUUUAUAUCCUGCAGUUCUGAUUGGACCGUCAAGAUCUGGGACCACACCAUCAGGACCCCAAUGUUCACCUUUGACCUGAACGCCUCUGUGGGAGAUGUUGCAUGGUCUCCUUACUCCUCCACUGUCUUCGCUGCAGUCACCACUGAUGGCAAGGUUCACAUAUUUGACCUUAGCAUCAACAAAUAUGAGGCCAUCUGCCAGCAGCCGGUGGUGGCCAAGAAAAAGACUAAGCUAACUCACAUUGAGUUUAACCCUGUCUACCCCAUCAUCAUCGUGGGAGACGACCGAGGCUAUGUCACCAGCCUCAAGCUCUCGCCUAACCUGCGCAAAAAACCCAAGGAGAAGAAGGGUCAGGAGCUGCCCAAGGGGCCUGAGGUGGAGAUCGCCAAGAUGGAGAAGCUGCUGAGUUUACUGCGGGAGCCAGAAAUCAGCAAUGCUUAGAAACUAUGACCACACCAUGCAGGACUGCAGUCGCCCACUGUUUUACUACUGCACUCCAGUUAUAAACCCACUACCAUUCAUGCCAUAUUACUACUGUCUUCUAAAGCUGCAUACUAUAAAGCCACCGUUCCUUCCCAUGUUGAAGUACUGUGCUGUCUAUUGAAUCUGUGCUAUCUAGCCUACUGUUUUUCUCACACUUGCACUGUGCACUAUACUAAACAUAUACACAACUGUAAAGUAGUCUGUGUGCAACCAGCAAAGUCUCCUUUACCUGAUGCAGCAAAACCACUCAAGCUUUGGGUUAUUUUUUUUUCGAAAACAGAGUAGUUCAGUUUGUUUGGAAAUAUUAAUUAAAACGAAUUAUCAUUC